Messenger RNA from Procambarus clarkii (red swamp crayfish), 909 nucleotides. NCBI's taxonomy places the organism in Eukaryota, Metazoa, Arthropoda, Malacostraca, Decapoda, Cambaridae. The record is from RefSeq and is a predicted model, not a curated record.
AUGUUUUUGGGUCCUCGCCUUCUGGACCUGGCGACCGCAGGCGGGUCCUCGCCUUCUGGACCUGGCGACCGCAGGCGAGUCCUCGCCUUCUGGACCUGGCGACCGCGGGCGGGUCCUCGCCUUCUGGACCUGGCGACCGCUGGCGGGUCCUCGCCUUCUGGACCUGGCGACCGCUGGCGGGUCCUCGCCUUCUGGACCUGGCGACCGCUGGCGGGUCCUCGCCUUCUGGACCUGGCGACCGCUGGCGGGUCCUCGCAUUCUGGACCUGGCGACCGCUGGCGGGUCCUGGCAUUCUGGACCUGGCGACCGCUGGCGGGUCCUCGCCUUCUGGACCUGGCGAUCGCAGGCGGGUCCUCGCCUUCUGGACCUGGCGACCGCGGGCGGGUCCUCGCCUUCUGGACCUGGCGACCGCGGGCGGGUCCUCGCCUUCUGGACCUGGCGACCGCAGGCGGGUCCUCGCCUUCUGGACCUGGCGACCGCUGGCGGGUCCUCGCCUUCUGGACCUGGCGAUCGCAGGCGGGUCCUCGCCUUCUGGACCUGGCGACCGCGGGCGGGUCCUCGCCUUCUGGACCUGGCGAUCGCAGGCGGGUCCUCGCCUUCUGGACCCGGCGACCGCGGGCGGGUCCUCGCCUUCUGGACCCGGCGACCGCGGGCGGGUCCUCACCUUCUGGACCUGGCGACCGCGGGCGGGUCCUCGCCUUCUGGACCUGGCGACCGCAGGCGGGUCCUCGCCUUUUGGACCUGGCGACCGCGGGCGGGUCCUCGCCUUCUGGACCCGGCGACCGCGGGCGGGUCCUCGCCUUCUGGACCUGGCGACCGCGGGCGGGUCCUCGCCUUCUGGACCCGGCGACCGCGGGCGGGUCCUCGCCUUCUAGACCCGGCGACCGCGGGCGGGUCCUCGCCUUCUAG